Molecule: messenger RNA, 1878 nt
Organism: Pelecanus crispus (Dalmatian pelican)
Lineage: Eukaryota; Metazoa; Chordata; Aves; Pelecaniformes; Pelecanidae
Source: RefSeq, a predicted model, not a curated record
AUGAGGUGACGUGUGCCAAGGUAAGCAAGAUAAAUUGUUGAACAAAGUGCACCUGCAGUUGAUUGCUGCUGAUUUUCACCAAGGAGCAGGCUGGAGAGGGCACACUUGCAGAAGCCUUGAUCUCUGGGGGUUCUGAAGGCUGGAAAAAUCACAAAUCCCAAAUUUUUCACCAUGAAGAGUUCCGGAAAUGUCUUCUAUCUUCUCUUCUUUCAUGCUGCUCUCAGCCUGGAACACAUCCGGUGGUGCACUGUCUCUAAGCAAGAACUUUCGAAGUGUAAUGACAUGAGUAAGGCCUUUGGUGGGGCUGGCAUCCUUCCCCCUCUGGAGUGUACAGAGGGGGGGUCAGCUGCUAACUGUACCCAGAUGAUCAAGGAUGAUUUGGCAGAUGCAGUGAUGCUGGAUGGCCGUUCGAUUUACCAGGCUGGAAAGGAGCAUGGUCUGAAACCUGUGGUCGGGGAAGUAUAUGAUCAAGAUAUUGGAACUUCCUAUUAUGCCGUGGCUGUGGUAAGGAAGAACUCCAACAUCACUAUCAACAGCUUGAAGGGUGUCAGUUCAUGUCACACAGGCAUCAACAGAACUGCAGGCUGGGAUGUGCCAGUGGGUUAUCUAGUUGACAGUGGGCGCCUGGCAGCAAUGGGUUGUGACCUUCCAAAAGCUGUGAGUGAGUAUUUCAGUGCAAGCUGUGUUCCUGGAGCAAAUGGUGCAAACUAUCCCAAAUCCCUCUGUCAGCUCUGCAAAGGGGAUUCGGCUGGGCAGAACAAAUGCAAACGAAAUUCCCAAGAGCAAUACUAUGACUACAGUGGGGCUUUCAGGUGUUUGGCUGAAGGUGCUGGAGAAGUCGCUUUUGUGAAGCACAGCACAGUGCCUGAAAAUACAGAUGGAAGAAGUCUUUCUUCGUGGGCCUUGCGGCUUCGCUCCCAGGACUUCCAGCUUCUGUGCCGCAACGGCAACACAGCUGAUGUGACAGAGUGGAGAACCUGCCACCUGGCCCGAAUCCCAGCUCGUGCCGUGGUUGUGCGGCCUGACACAGAUGGGACAGUUGUCUUCCAGCUCCUGAAGCAGGGACAACAAAGAUUUAAUGGGGUAGGCACCAAGUUUCAGAUGUUUGACUCCACAGCCUACAAUGCCCAGAAUCUUCUGUUCAGAGACUCCACCACAGAGUUCAUUGCAAUCACAGCUCAGAAUUACCAGGCAUGGCUGGGUGAUGAGUAUCUUCAUGCCAUGCAAGCUCUGAGCUGCAACCCCAACACAUUGCCAGAAAGCCUGAACUGGUGUGUUGUAUCCACUGAGGAGAUUUGGAAAUGUGGUGAAAUGGCCAUUGCCUUUAAGAAAAAGAAUUUGAAACCAGCAAUUCAGUGUAUUUCAGCCAAAACAAAGGAACAGUGCAUGGAGCUGAUCCAGAAAAAGGAAAGUCAUGCUGUAGUUCUGGGUGGAGCUGAUAUUUACACAGCUGGGAAGACAUAUGGCCUUGUACCAGCUGCUGGAGAAAGUUACUCUGCUGAUGACAACAGCAACGCGUACUAUGCUGUGGCAUUAGUGAAGCGAAAUCUGUCCAAUGCAUUCACCAUCAGUGACCUGAAAGGGAAGAAGUCCUGCCACACAGGACUGGGGAGAACUGCUGGAUGGAAUAUCCCCAUUGGUAUGCUAAUUAAGAGGGGCAUUAUUAAGAUCAGCGACUGCAGUAUUCCUCAAGCUGUGAGUGAGUUCUUCUCUGCCAGCUGCGUGCCUUCAGCUAAGCAGGACAAUUACCCAUCAAAACUCUGUCAGCUAUGUAUUGGAGAUAAUAGUGGAAACAAUAAAUGCAGUGCAAGUAGCCAAGAACGUUAUUACAGCUACAGCGGAGCCUUCAGGUAAUUAAUACAUAUGGUUGUUACUUAG